CUUUGUCCGUCUGAGUUUAAAACACGCGAGCCCGUUUUGCGAUCUUGACAGUUGGCAACUUGCAACAACUAACCUUCUUCCAGCAACAACCUCAUGGUCACCGUCGUCCGUCGCCCUUGCGCCUUGCCGCGCCCGACGUACGAGCCGGUCCGCCCGCCCGCGCCGUCGACCGUCAUCGUGCUCGACUGGGACGACACGCUCUUCCCCAACUCGCACCUCACUCGGCGCAACUACCCGCUCGAGGAAGGCUGCUUUGUCUUGACGCAGCAUGACCAUCUCCUGCUCAUGAAGCUCAUCGACCUCAUCGCCGCCUUCUUGGCCUCGUGCAUUGAGGCCAACCGUGCCUGCAUCAUUAUCACCAACGGCGAAGCGGGCUGGGUCGAGGCAUCGUGCGCGCGCUUCAUGCCCUCGCUGCUGCCUCUUCUCUCGAACAUCCAGAUCGUCUCGGCGCGAACUGCGUUCGAGGCCACGUACCCGGUCGACGAGUGGAAGGUCGCAUGCUUCACGUCGGAGCUCGCUAAGAUCAUGGGCCAGAAGAGCCAUGCGCAGCAACACAUCAUUUCGAUUGGCGACUCGCACUACGAGCGCGUCGCGCUCCAAGCGUUCUCAUGCAAGAUGCCCUUGGCGAAGACCAAGUCGGUCAAGUUUGUGCACGUGCCAAGCAUGGAGGACCUCAUCCGCCAGGUCAAGCUCAUCCAGACGUACCUCGGCCAUCUCUGCACGCACCCGGGGCACCUCGACUUGAUUCUGUCCCAUGACCUCCUCCGCGAUGUUGCGGUCUAGAGCGUGUAUUAUUAUUCUUUUUACUUUUUUAAUUUAAUGAUUCCGGAACAUUCAUUUGCCA
Saprolegnia diclina VS20 is the source of this 844-nucleotide messenger RNA. RefSeq lists its product as hypothetical. The record is from RefSeq and is a predicted model, not a curated record. Bases 94 to 783 code for a protein of 229 amino acids. The transcript has a single exon. Lineage: Eukaryota; Oomycota; Saprolegniomycetes; Saprolegniales; Saprolegniaceae.